Messenger RNA from Blepharisma stoltei, 1689 nucleotides. The record is from the annotation of a GenBank genome assembly. NCBI's taxonomy places the organism in Eukaryota, Ciliophora, Heterotrichea, Heterotrichida, Blepharismidae.
AUGGGUUGUGUAUGUACAAAAAAUAAGAAUGCAAUCGCCAGUCACCAAACUAAAAGUAUUGAAGAGGAAUCCUCAAGACAGAUCAGAGUCCCUACAACAAAUGUUGAAUACGCUGAAAUUCCUUUGGUGACUGCUCCAAAAGCAUAAAUAAAACGGCAUUCGGUUCGAGUGAAAUUAGCUUCGCUAAUUUUCUCUCCCUCAAGCAAUUCUAUUUAUGGGGUUAGGUUUUCUUCUGAGAACUUCUGUACAGCAACAGCAGUUUAAAUCUGGCAGAUAAGCUGAGGCACUGCUCGAAGUACAUCAAGAGGCUCGAAGUUUCACCUCUCAGCACACCCAAGGAAGGUAUACUAAUUGACCAAGAAUAGCCCACUAAGGAGCCAUUCUUGGUCUGCCAGAAAAAAUUUUGACAAAAGAUCCUAAUCUGCCAUUACCACUGAGUUUUGGUGUUUCCAAAUUUUUGGGCAAGCCAAAUGCAAUAAAAAAAAUUGUUCUUUUGCGAUGAUGCAUUUGGCUUGUCAAAAAAAUUUGGCAACAUCAAAACUCAGUGGUAAUGGCAGAAAAGAACCUAAUCUGCCAUUACCACUGAGUUUUGGUGUUUCCAAUUUUUUUUGACAAGCCAAAUGCAUCAUCGCAAAAGAACAAUUUUUUUUAUUGCAUUUGGCUUGCCCAAAAAUUUGGAAACACCAAAACUCAGUGGUAAUGGCAGAUUAGGAUCUUUUUGUCAAAUUUUUUUCUGGCAGACCAAGAAUGGCUCCAUAGUGGGCUAUUCUUGGUCAAUUAGUAUAACCCUUAGGCGGAACAUGCGCAGGAGCUGAGUCGAAGAAGGCAAGGCAACGCAGCCAUCGAAGCCGAAACGCUUUAUGGACCCGUGUCCCGGUGCAACAAAGUGGAUCGAUCCAGAGGUCCAUGUGCCCGGACGUGGACAAAUAUGGUGGCAGCUCUGGAAGCGGCUACCCCAUAGUGGACGUUAAAAGAUAUAAAUCUUAAUUUAAUGUAAUGACUGCUCCAAAAGCAGAUCUAAUCAUAAAUCAUCAAAACAUUCCAGAACCUAAUUUACUUUUCGUUGUUGAAGAACUAAAUGCCAACCUUGAGGAAUCCCCUGCAUAGACUUAAAUUACUUCUACAGAAGUCCGCUGUAGUCCUGCAGACACUAUUCGCCUCCGGAUAGCACUUCAUCGUUUGCUUGCCAUUCCGGGCACGACCUUCUACUAUGCUGCUCAUAACGGAUCAAGGUUUACACUCGAUACAGAGAGUCGGAGACACUGGGUCCAUGCAGCACACAAUGGGUUCGCCUUCCGGAAAAUUCAAAAAAACGAAUUUUCUGGUCUAGCUGUCUACCAAAAUGGAAACGAAGCCUAGGACAUAGCACCUGGUACAGCGCUGAAUUUUUCCGGUUUGCCAAGCGAUCAAUUCUGGCAUUGCUGGCUUUCCCUUUCCAACUCCAGUGAACAAUCUCCUCACAGGGAAAAUCUUAACCUGGAUGUGAGCAGGCGGCCGAUUAAACCCGAUAUCGUGCUCCACCAAAUUAACCUGAAAGAAUCCCCUGCACAUGGUAAUUUCCGUGGAAUACAAAAGCUGGCAUCAACUGAUUUCAAUUAUUCGAAGGAUUAUGCCCCGAAAACUGUGGAAACUGGAGACAGUGGCGACAGUCUUAAUGGAGUUAUGGAGGAAAUCAAACUUAUCAAUUAA